Messenger RNA from Tinamus guttatus (white-throated tinamou), 1512 nucleotides. The record is from RefSeq and is a predicted model, not a curated record. NCBI's taxonomy places the organism in Eukaryota, Metazoa, Chordata, Aves, Tinamiformes, Tinamidae.
CAGGUGACGGCCGUGACCGUGAUGGCGGCAGAGGCCGAACACAUCGAGAUGGGAGCCGAGUCGCUGCCGAGCGCCGACGAGGCCGCCGCCGCCUUCGCAGAAGUCACCACAGUGACAGUAGCUAACGUGGGUGCCUCUGCAGACAAUGUUUUCACUACAUCUGUGGCAAACGCAGCUUCAAUUUCAGGGCAUGUGCUGUCCGGGAGAACAGCCCUCCAAAUUGGGGACAGCUUGAACACUGAGAAAGCCACUCUCAUAGUGGUUCACACAGAUGGCAGCAUUGUAGAAACCACAGGGCUGAAGGGGCCAUCAGCACCUCUCACACCAGGACCGCAGUCUCCUCCCACCCCUUUAACGUCCACCCAAGAGAAGACUGGAACGAAGUAUAACUGGGACCCAUCAGUGUACAACAACGAGCUCCCAGUGAGGUGCCGGAAUAUCAGUGGGAUUCUGUAUAAAAACAGACUCGGCUCAGGAGGCCGUGGGAGGUGCAUUAAGCAGGGGGAUAACUGGUACAGCCCCACGGAAUUUGAAGCCAUGGCAGGACGAGCCAGCAGUAAAGACUGGAAAAGAAGCAUCCGCUAUGCUGGGAGGCCACUGCAGUGCCUUAUUCACGAUGGGAUUUUAAAUCCUCAUGCUGCCUCUUGUACUUGUGCUGCCUGCUGCGACGACAUGACUCUGAGUGGCCCUGUACGACUCUUUGUACCCUACAAAAGGCGGAAAAAAGAAAACGAAGUGCCUGCAACUCCAGUGAAAAAGGAUUGCUCCAAAAAUAUAACCCUGCUCCCUGCUACAGCUGCUACCACAUUCACCGUGACUCCUUCUGGACAGAUCACUACCUCUGGUGCUCUGACUUUCGACCGUGCGUCGACAGUGGAAGCCACAGCAAUCAUCUCGGAAAGUCCAUCCCAGGGUGACGUUUUCACUGGAGCCGCCGUCCAGGACACCAAUGUCCAGCAGCCCUGCCGGGUCAGUCACCCAGAACCUCACUAUCCAAGUUACCAGGACAACUGUCAGAUUUCACCUUUCCCUGAAGCCGCCCUGCCAACAUCUCAUCCAAAAAUUGUGCUGACCUCGCUGCCUGCCCUGGCAGUGCCCCCCGCCACCCCUGCCAAAGCCAUAUCCCCUUCGGUGGUGAACGGGCUGGAGGUGACGGAGCAGCGGAGCUGGCUCUACUUGGAAGAGAUGGUUAAUUCCUUGCUCAACACGGCCCAGCAGCUGAAGACUCUCAUUGAACAGGCUAAACAGGCCAGCUCCUCCUUCCGCGAGGCCGCCGUCACACAGGCGAAAAUUCAAGCUGACGUGGAGAGGAAAGAGCAGUCCUGCGUGAACUGCGGGCGCGAGGCAACGAACGAGUGCACGGGAUGCCAUAAAGUCAACUAUUGCUCCACUUUCUGUCAGCGGAAGGACUGGAAGGAUCACCAGCACAUGUGUGGCCAGUCAGCCACAAUGACGGUGCAAGCGGACGAGGUGCACGUCACGGACAGCGUGAUGGAGAAAGUCGCUGUCUGA